AUGCAAAAUAUUAGAGUUUUCCAGUCGUUACAGCCUGAAUGCUCAGGCUCAAGCCAUGUCACCAACCGAGAUUUCAGUUGAGAUUACAAGACAAACAAGAUAGAUACCUCUAGUUAUGGAAAUCAUGCUCGUUCUUCAUCACAACAAAAAUUUCCAAAGCAUCAUUUGAAGUCAAAGAGCAUCCUGAACCAGUGAAAUCGUUAUGAGAGUUUGAAGAAGUUAACACAAAAGAGUUCUAGCCCUCAGAUGUGUCGGGAUGACACUUUGCUGUACCAGAAAUCCAACCAAAAUCUGAGUGUAGUGUCCAAAAAUUACUAUGGCAUGAAAUUAGCUAGCCCCCAUAGUGCUGUGCUUUCUUACUCAAUUAAGAAGGAAACCCCCGCUAAUACAACAUCAAAAAUACUCCCUUCAGUGACUGAAGCUAGGCAAGUGAAGGCACUUUACUGUUCUAGUAUUCAAAAUAAGGAGAAAAUUAGAAAGAUUAAGAAAUAAAAAUUAUCAGCAUAAGAGGCAAAUCAGCUUGAGGGAAAGUCUAGACAAGAGAAGCUUAAGCACAAAAGGGAAGUUCUCCACUCGUGAGAGCAUCAUGAUCGACCAUCAAGUACCGACUCCACAGGAGUCGGUACUUGCAUCUCUUAAUACCCAGAAAGGGUCUCUAGAGAGCAAAUUCUUUGACAAAAGAGACAUCGAGCUUAGACACCUUCGUGAGAAGGUGUCUAAGCUUGAGGAAAAUGUUAUCACUCUAGAGCAAAUAAACUGGGAGCUACAAAAUUUCUGUCAAGAAAAUCCUGAUCAAGAAAUGGAUAAAACGCUUCAGUUACAAUCAGACAUCUCGGACCUCCUCAAUCCUCUUAAUCGCAAAACCUUGAUCAAAUCACUUCAGAACCAAAUAAGGAUCAAUAAGAAGAUUAAACAAAAGAAUGAAACUUUAACUGCAGAGAAUAAAAGAUUGAAAAACAAGUGUUUGUAUUACAGAAAUAUCGUCACAGAACUUCAACAUCAAAGCAAGCAUCCUGUCUUCAGACCUCCUUCCAAAGCCUCAGAUUUUCAGGACUCCGAUUUUGAUACACUUGAAAGAAAAUAUGAAAUUUUUGAAGAACUUGUUCUUCACGAAUACAAGCACUCAGAGAUGCUAAAAGCAGAUGAUCCUGAAACGGUGUUGAACCAGACUCAUGAGGUUUCAAACAUAGUUCUCUUUUUAGGAAAGCUCAACAAGUUAUUCACAAAGUUAAUAACUUGAAACUCUUUAAACAAUAUUAUGACUGAAAUUGAAGAGAUCCUGAAGCAAAUCCUGCACUGAAACAGAGUCUCCUUCCUCCUUAAAGAUGAAGAAGUUAUCAAAAUCUUUAAUGAAGAGGACAAGGGGUUAGGACAGAACAUUUCUAUUGAUAACUAUGGGUUUGUGCUUGUCUCCCCUAAUGCCAAAUUCUCAAAAAAGUCUAAAAUAAUCCGGUCUAGUCGGCUUCAGAAGCAAGAGGAAAGCAGUCUCUUCCAGCCAUGCUUUGAUGAUCUCGAGGCAGCUUUUUACGGCAAAGCAGAUAAAAAGGUUAUAUGUCAUUCGGUGUGUAAGAGCGAGAAGAUCAGGAAGAGUAAGAGGUUUGAUCCCUCUGCGAUCUAUCUGGUCAUUCAGUGAGAGAAACACAAGAGCGAUAAGACCAGGUUUAGCAUGAAUCAUCUCUACGCACUCAAUUUGUUCAAUACAAUGAUCAGUGAGUGCAUCGAGAAGACAAAGGUCUCUUUCAAGAUGAAUAUGAGAGAUAGAAUCUCAAAAAAUCUCCUGAGUAGCUUCAAAGAUGUGGCUUAUGAUAAGAAUUUAGCAUCGAUUCAUUUGUCUGUGGCAGACUCCUGAUCCUCUAUUUUUGAGGCGAAGAAGGCCAAUAUCUUCUUUGUUGAUCAUGAAAAUCCUAAAUUUAUGUAUGCUAUUACAACGGUUGGUACGGAUCCUGGAGGCACCAAGUUCAUCAGCACUUAUGCAAAAUACCCUGCUAGUUAUGGCUACACGGGACAUUGCAUUCAAACCCAUCAGAUAACUGUCUACCAGGAUGGAGUUAAGAAGUAUAGGAAGAACUCUCCAGAUGCUGAACUAGAGUACAUCUCUGAGAUUGACAACUUCGUUCUCGAAGCUGAUGUUCGAAAUGCUAUAUACGGGCCUUGUUUUGACCAGCACGGUAAGAUCCAAGGCGUCCUUCAGAUCAUCAACAAGGUGCAUUCAAGUGAAAGCUUCACUGAGGAAUGCUACCCUGAGAUGGAGUCCAUCUGAGGCGUCAUUGGUUCAGCAAUCGCUCAUGCUAACUCAGUCGACAACACCAUGAACAUGAAUUGGAAGAUGCAAGGGGUGAUGGAGAAAAUGGAUCUCAUCACUAUCAAGGGUGAUGACCUCUUAGCAGAUAGCUCUAAGACACUUGAGCAGUACCUCAUUGAUGCCAAAGACAAUUUCAACAAGAUCAAACGUUUGACGAAGAAAAAGUCCUCAUUCAGGAAGUAAAAUAUUCUGGAUUGCUUAAAUUUGUGGUUUCUACCAAAGUAUAUUUUCAAAAUCUUGAAAUCUAGGGAAAUCUUAUUUUAGGCUAAUAAUGGGAUUUCUUGGUGAUCUUCAACUACUUUGUAUUUUAGUCGUCUCCCAAAUGUAUGAAACCUGUUUGCACACUAGGAAGCUGAGACACCCUACUUGGCUUAGCAGCAAUUUUGGCAUUUUCGUGGGACAUUUGAGUUUGUGAACAGGUACAGAGAUGAUAAGGUG
Moneuplotes crassus is the source of this 2740-nucleotide messenger RNA. Lineage: Eukaryota; Ciliophora; Spirotrichea; Euplotida; Euplotidae. The record is from the annotation of a GenBank genome assembly.